CACCGGGACAAGACUGCGCAAAUUUGCAGGAUAAAUAGAAGAUAAGUGGCGCCUUUCCUUCAUUUCCUCAUCUCACCAUCUGCUUCCCAUUCCCAACACAUCACUCACCUUUCUCGCGGCAACGAGGUCACUCUGCCGCCUUCAACCGUCGCCAUUUUCUCCAAUCUGCUGAACUCGUGAGUGUUUGCCCCAGAGUUGCUGCCACCCCCGCAUCUCCACUUGGGCGGACCAACGUACUAAUCCCGCGGCUCAGGCUGCAUCACCCGUACGCCGGACGCCGCUGCUCCUCCACCGGCUGGGUUCACGACUCUCCCUACGUCAAAUAGACUUAACUUCACAACCAGACGAUCAAUCUUACCAGCCAUGGCACCUCACGCAAACGAUUCCGAAGGCAACGCCUCUGGAAUCCAGAUGAAUGGAACUGCCACUUCCGCGCCUGCCGACUUCAAGGUCCUGUCCCCCAAUGUUCACUACACGGACGACACGGUCACCAGCAAGUACACGUAUCGUACCACGGAUGUGGAGCUUCUGGGGGGGAACAUGGUCGCCACGCCCAAGGAAACCGUAUACGACUUCAAGACCGACCGCACCGUGGGCAAAGUCGGCUUGAUGUUGGUGGGAUGGGGUGGCAACAAUGGCAGCACCGUGACCGCCGGGAUCUUGGCCAAUCGGAACAAGAUGACCUGGGAAACUCGAGAGGGUCCCCGUGAGGCCAACUACUAUGGUUCCGUCGUCAUGUCCUCCACCGUCAAGCUUGGUACCAAUGCGAAGACUGGAGGAGACGUCAAUGUCCCGCUCCACAGCCUCGUCCCCAUGGUCCAUCCCAAUGACCUCGCAAUUGGCGGCUGGGAUAUUAACGACAUGGAUAUUGCAUCCGCCAUGGACCGCGCUCAAGUUUUGGAGCCCACGCUGAAGAUGAUGGUCAGGAAGCAGACCUCUGCCAUGAAGCCGCUUCCCAGCAUCUACUACCCCGAUUUCAUUGCAGCCAACCAGGGCGAUCGCGCAAACAACCUCAUUCCCGGCCAGCAGGCUUGCAUGGAGCAUGUCGAGCACAUUCGCAAGGACAUUCGCGAUUUCAAAGCCGCCCAGGGGCUCGACAAGGUCAUUGUUCUGUGGACCGCCAACACCGAGCGUUUCAGCGACCUUAUUGCCGGAGUCAACGACACUGCCGAGAACCUCAUGGCUUCCAUUGCUGCAGGACACAGCGAGGUCUCACCUUCUACCAUCUUCGCUGUGGCCUCCAUCCUCGAGAACGUCCCGUUCAUCAACGGUUCGCCGCAGAACACAUUUGUGCCGGGCUGCAUCCAGCUCGCCGAACAACGCGGUGCAUUCAUCGGAGGUGACGACUUCAAGUCGGGCCAGACGAAGAUGAAGUCUGCUCUUGUCGACUUCCUGGUCAAUGCCGGCAUCAAGUUGACCUCCAUUGCGAGCUACAACCAUCUCGGCAACAACGACGGAAAGAACCUCUCCAGCCACAAGCAGUUCCGCUCCAAGGAGAUCAGUAAGACCAACGUUGUGGACGACAUGGUUGCUGCCAACCACAUCCUGUACAAGGAGGGCGAGCACCCCGAUCAUACCGUGGUGAUCAAGUACAUGCCGGCUGUCGGUGACAACAAGCGCGCUCUGGAUGAGUACUACGGAGAGAUUUUCAUGGGUGGGCACCAAACCAUUUCCAUCUUCAACGUUUGCGAGGACUCCCUGCUGGCAUCCCCCCUCAUCAUCGACUUGGCCAUCAUCGCCGAGUUGAUGACUCGCAUCCAGUGGCGCAAGCAUGGUGAGGAGGAGUGGAAGCAGUUCCACAGUGUGUUGAGCGUGCUCAGCUUCAUGCUCAAGGCUCCUUUGGUGCCGACCGGUACGCCUGUGGUGAAUGCCCUUGCGAAGCAACGUGCUGCCUUGGUCAACAUUCUCCGUGCGUGCGUCGGUCUUGACCCCGAGAACGACAUGACUUUGGAACACAAACUGUUCUGAGCGAGAACUUUUGGCUUUGUUGAUAGAUGGUCUAUUUUUGCAGUAGAUACUCCCGCUCGAUUAAUACCUUGCAUACACCUACCAGUCCA
Messenger RNA from Neohortaea acidophila, 2057 nucleotides. Its product is annotated as inositol 1-phosphate synthase protein. Gene Ontology annotation, cellular component: cytoplasm. The record is from RefSeq and is a predicted model, not a curated record. Gene Ontology annotation, biological process: phospholipid biosynthetic process; inositol biosynthetic process. The coding region runs from base 364 to 1968 and encodes 534 amino acids. NCBI's taxonomy places the organism in Eukaryota, Fungi, Ascomycota, Dothideomycetes, Mycosphaerellales, Teratosphaeriaceae. The transcript has a single exon. Gene Ontology annotation, molecular function: inositol-3-phosphate synthase activity.